AUGCUAUUUGUAUUCUACUGUUUUGUUCUUACCGUUUUGGCUUCCCUAAUACCAGAAGGAGAAGGUAAUUGCCGCAAUUUAAAGUUUACCAGUUUUCCUAAACUUGGCUACCGGUUGGAGAAUCACACGGUUCGAACUAUUGACGUUGUCAACAAGGAUCUCUGCAUGUUUCAAUGCUACCUGGAACCUAACUGCGUCAGUUAUAACUUCUGUGAGAUAAACCAGUCGUCUGGAAAACAUAAGUGUGACCUAAAUAAUGCGACUAUUGAACACGGUGAAGGCCUGGUGGAAUACAAAAGUUGUAUUUACCGCGGAGCAGAGAAUGCUUGUAAGCAGAAUCCUUGCAAGAAUAAUGCAACAUGCCAAGCUGGGUUUACAGACAGUGACUAUCAGUGUUUGUGUGUUGAUGGAUCUGGAUUUAAAGGCCAUGAUUGUGAUGAGGAUCUAAAUGAGUGUAUGAACGGAACACACCACUGUAAUGUAAAUACCAAGUGUAACAAUGCAACGGGGCGCAUUUUACAUAUGAUCUCGAAGUAUUUACGUUGUCAAGGAACACUUGGUAUGGAAAACGAUGUAAUCACCGAUGAGCAGAUAAGUUUCUCGUCCCAAGAAGAGAAUGACGCAAAAAUUGUAAGAUUACAUCACACAGGGACGACUUGGGUAGCUGAUAGGAAGGAUUCUAAUCCGUGGCUUCAGCUCGAUCUCAGAGCUCAAAACACUGAAGUAACACGAGUAGCAACACAGGGAUCCCAUCAACAUAACAAAUGGGUGAAGAAGUACAAGCUACAAUACAGCAACUAUGGAGUGAGAUUUCAAAACUACAAAGAACAAGGACAAACCAUAUCAAAGGGCGGGCACGUACCGCGCAUUUUAAACAAAAACAUUUAUUUCACAUCUUUUAUGGUACAGGAAUUUAAGGGAAACACAGACAAGAACAAAUGUGGAAGAUUUCUCGGCAUGCAAAGCGGUGAAAUCUCUGACGAACAGUUAAGCACCUCUUCAGAGAGAGACUCUAACCACUCCGCCACUCAGAGCAGACUUCAUGUUGUAAAUCCUGACAGAGAGGGAUCUUGGGCAGCUAAAAAUAAUAAUACGGAUCAGUGGCUCCAAGUUGAUCUGGUUAUUCUGCACACUAUAGUGACACGUGUGGCAACACAAGGAAGUAAUGGACCCAAGAGGGAGUGGGUUACAAAGUACAUCCUGCAGUACGGCAACGAUACAGAAAUGUUCUACAAUUACACAGUCCCAGAACAAAACACAAUGAAGGUUUUUGCUGGAAACAUUGAUCAGAAUACCGUGGUUUAUCACGACCUAAACCCACCAAUCACAGCGCGAUACAUUCGUUUUAAACCAGUGGAGUGGCAGGACUGGAUAUCAAUGAGGGUAGAAUUGUAUGGCUGUGUACAAGGAUUUACAGCUGUGUUUACAAAUCUUGGUAAGAUUGGAUCAGAGGGUCCAAAGUCGAUUGGUAGUCAUUACAAAGAUCAAGACCAUAACGGACAAGUAACAGUGUCCAGCAGUAUUCUAGUGUGGACUGUGCCACGCACUGGUGAAUACAGAAUAGAAGCAAUAGGAGCCUCAGGGGGGUUCAGUGAGGACAGUAUCAUAAAAACCGGAGGGAGAGGGGCACGAAUGAUUGGAAACUUUAAUUUGGCCAAAUAUGAGAUCAUUCAUGUACUUGUUGGUCAAAAAGGGGGAAAAGGGAAUUCAAACCCAAAAACUGCCGGAGGUGGAGGAGGUACAUUUGUAGUGAAAGAAAACAACAAGCCUUUGAUUAUAGCUGGAGGUGGAGGAGGAAUUAAAUGUGUAUUGGAACAACAUCCAGGAUGUGAUGCGUCCAUAAACACAACAGGGAAUGGAGGGUAUAACUUUCCAUUGGGUUCAGGAGGAAGCAACGGAAAUGGAGGAAAGGCCAGUACAAAAUAUUCAGGUGGUGGCGGCGGCGGCUUCUACAGUAAUGGACAAAGUGCUUCGAGCGGUUCUGGUCAAGGAGGUAAAGGAUAUCUUCAAGGAGGAGAGGGUGGAAAUGGUAAGGGUGGGUUUGGAGGUGGCGGUGGUUUACGUGGAGGUAACCGUGGAGCUGGAGGCGGUGGAGGUUACUCUGGAGGAAAUGGUGGAGUUAAUGAACAGUUUUCUUGUGGAGGAGGGGGUGGAUCUUUUAACAAUGGGACAAAUCAGCAGAAUGAAUGUUGUUUUAACAGGUAUGGACAUGGUAGAGUGAUCAUCACGUUUCUCCAGUGA
Messenger RNA from Pocillopora verrucosa, 2241 nucleotides. The record is from RefSeq and is a predicted model, not a curated record. NCBI's taxonomy places the organism in Eukaryota, Metazoa, Cnidaria, Anthozoa, Scleractinia, Pocilloporidae.